AAGAAGUGAAGGCUCUGUGGAGAGCGUCCUAGUGUUUAGGUGUCCGAGCUGACCUGGCCCCACGCACUGCUCGUUGGUGCUUCCGUGACAGCGCAGCACGCGUGCCCAGGCCUGGUUCCUCACUGCCAGGCCCAUCAUCACUCACUGGCUUUUUCCUUCCUCAUGUUAGAUUGGAGCUGGAGGGAGCAUCACUGGGCUGAAGUUUAACCCUCUCAAUACCAACCAGUUUUAUGCCUCCUCAAUGGAGGGAACAACUAGGCUGCAAGACUUUAAAGGCAACAUUCUACGAGUUUUUGCCAGCUCAGACACCAUCAACAUCUGGUUUUGUAGCCUGGAUGUGUCCGCCAGUAGCCGAAUGGUGGUCACAGGAGACAACGUGGGGAACGUGAUCCUGCUGAACAUGGACGGCAAAGAGCUUUGGAAUCUCAGAAUGCACAAAAAGAAAGUGACGCAUGUGGCCCUGAACCCAUGCUGUGAUUGGUUCCUGGCCACAGCCUCCGUAGAUCAAACAGUGAAAAUCUGGGACCUGCGCCAGGUUAGAGGGAAAGCCAGCUUCCUCUACUCGCUGCCGCACAGGCAUCCUGUCAACGCAGCUUGUUUCAGUCCCGAUGGAGCCCGGCUCCUGACCACGGACCAGAAAAGCGAGAUCCGAAUUUACUCUGCUUCCCAGUGGGACUGCCCCCUGGGCCUGAUCCCACACCCUCACCGUCACUUCCAGCACCUCACACCCAUCAAGGUGAGUGGCGGAGGGAAGGAGCUCCCAGAAGGAAGCUGUGAUCAUGAGGCUGGAGCAGGUCUGCCCACGGUGGGGAAGGGCUGAUGUGGUAAGCCUGCCACCCCAGAUCGCUCCUGGCCCAAGCACAGAGCAUCUCUUACCCUUUGGCUCUCUCUCUUCCUUUUAUCCCACUUCUGCCAUUCCAUAUGGUUGAGUUUUCUUUCUGUCUCUCUGAUAAAGUAUUUUUCUGAGUUUUUUCAGCCCAGCUCUGAUCUCACGGUGAGCAUUUUCUAAGAUCCUGACCCUCUGUUCUGUCUUCUCAGCUUCAGUUACCUGUGUACAGUUGACCCACAAACCCUCACCUUUUAUUUAUUUAUUUUUUUUAAGGCAGGGUCUCGCUCUGUCACCCAGCUGGGAGUAUAGUGGGGCAAUCAUGGUUCAUUGCAGCCUUGAUCUC
Macaca mulatta (Rhesus monkey) is the source of this 1172-nucleotide messenger RNA. NCBI's taxonomy places the organism in Eukaryota, Metazoa, Chordata, Mammalia, Primates, Cercopithecidae. The record is from RefSeq and is a predicted model, not a curated record.